CGGAAGGACGUCUUGCAGGGCUCAUCUGUCAGGCCUUCGAGCCUUGGACCAAACCCUUGCUGCGAGGAUGGCAACCGAGAGAGGCUCGCAAGUUCUAAAGGAAGUCGCCGCAAUCCAGGCCAGCAAGCCGUCCACUCCAGUCAAGCUCGACCUCCCAAAAUGCGGGCACCCCAACAACAGCGCUGGUGUGAUUUUGGCUCACGGAGCCGGUGGUGACAUGGAUUCAGGAUAUCUGCCGCUGCUUGCGGCGCAGCUUGCGGCUGCUGGCUUUGCGUGCGUGCGCUUUACCUGCAAGCCGCCGCACCUGCCCACGCGCACCGCUGCGUUUCAGGCGGUGCUUCGCGCGGCGGCGACAGAGUGGCCGGAGACACGCGGCGUGCGGCGCUGGUUCGUGGCGGGUCACUCUAUGGGCGGUCGGGCGGCGUGCGAGGUCGCACACAGUAGCUGGCACCAGCACCAAGACCACCAGCAGCAGCAGCAGCAGCAGCAGCAGUAUAAGCACGGAAGCAAUCAACGGCAAGACGGGCUGCCGGCUCAGAGUCUGGCGCAGGCGGCUGCAGGAGCGGGCACUGACGCAUGCACGGACACGGGCGCCGCCGAGCCGGCGACGAAGCGACCGCGCAGCGCUGCUUCCGGGGAUGGGGCUUCGGCUGGGGCGCGGGUCAACAUCACAGCGCCUGCAGCAGCGGAAGCGCAAGGAGCAGGCGCGUCAGAGGAACAACAGCCGCACGAGCAUCAGCACGGCGGCCAGGAGCACGAGGCGGUAUUGGGGGAGCUAGACGCCGCUGCGGGUGUGCUGGCCACUGCAGCCGCUGCUGCUGCGCCAGAACGCCGGCGCGGGCCAGCACGUGCGGGGAGGGCGGGCUCCGGGCCGGCGGCGCAGAGAGCCACGAAGGAGCUCAAGGAGGCGGGCGGUGGGGAAGGCAGCGGCAGUCGUGGCGACUGCGGCGGCGCAGCAGGGCCUGAAACGGCGCGGCAGGAACCGAAGCAGGCACGCGGGGCGAAGCGGAGCAAGCAGGCAUCGGUAGCGCGCAUCAGUGACGCAGCGAAGAGGGGUGAGGGUGCAGGCGCCGUGUCGGAGGCAGCGCUGCCGCGUGUGCAGGGCUGCGUGCUGCUGUCGUACCCGCUGCACCCGCCCGACAAGCCGACGGAGCUGCGCGACCGCCCGCUGGUGGGGCUGCGGCUGCCGGUGCUGUUCGUGCGCGGCAGCCGGGAUGCCUUCAGCCUGCCGGAGCAGCAGUGGGAGGAGGUGCUGGGCCGCAUGAGGCAGGCGGGCUGUGACUCGCUGCAGGUCCACACAGUGGAGGGCGGCGACCACGGCCUGGCCGUACCCAAGAGCCUCCUCCGGGCUGCCGCUGCUGCUGCUGCCGCUACAGCUGCUGCCGCUACAGCCACUGCCGAUACUGCUACCGCCACUGCCACGGCCAUUGGGUCAGGGCGCGUAGGCAAGGGCAAGCGGGCCGGUGCCAGACAGGAGCCCAAGCAGGGCACGACCGUGCAAGGCUCCGGCUCGGCGGGGCAGGUUGCGAUGGCGCUGGAAGCGGGCGGGUCAGAUGGAGGAAAAAGUGGAGCCGAGGGCACUGCUACGCCUGUUGAUGCGGCUAUCAGGGCGGUAGUGGGCUGGUUGGCUGAGCAGUGCUCAGGCUGCGCAGCAGGUGCGAGUGUGUAGGCGUGGGGGAACGUCAGACAUGCGGAGGGUUGCUGUCACCGCACCCAAGGAUAAUCAGCUCAGGGGCAGGAGGCGAUUCGCACGUUCUCUAGCAGCUUCCGGCCUGAUUAACUGGGGACUCGGGCAUAUGGUGGGUUGCCUGGCAGAGGGGUUACAUCUAUGGAUCAAAGCGACACCACGAUUGUAUUGCGUGUAAAACUGUGGAAGGAUGCCUGGGCACCCAUCUUCGCUUUCCUAUCCGGGUAGAUCCGGGCGCCUUCAGCGCAACAGGCCACCGGGGGUUACCCAUGAACCAUAUUUGUUAUCCGUUGCACGCCAGUGUGCACCGAAUGCACUGAUGCACUAGUGCAAUGUCCUCUCUGGCAACGGCACCAACCUGUACAGCGACUACUUGGACCCUGACUGGCCCCGAAAACGGAAUGGGGG
Messenger RNA from Chlamydomonas reinhardtii, 2095 nucleotides. RefSeq lists its product as uncharacterized. The coding region runs from base 218 to 1669 and encodes 483 amino acids. NCBI's taxonomy places the organism in Eukaryota, Viridiplantae, Chlorophyta, Chlorophyceae, Chlamydomonadales, Chlamydomonadaceae. The transcript has 6 exons. The record is from RefSeq and is a predicted model, not a curated record.